AAGCAAGAAGAAGAAUACAAAAUCUAAAAAUGAGCGCACGAAAGAAAACCUGGGCGAGGAGCGCCUUCAGCGAGAUGAGCCUUUCGGCCAGUCCAAUCACCACAGAAGCCACUCCCGUCAAGAGAAGCAGGAGUUCCUCCAAUGUGACAACAACAACCCGUGUUUCCAGGUCUCAAAGCGGAAAAUCAGCGCCAACGCCAAAGCCCUUGAUGGAUUCCGUAGAUCUGACUACUCUGUCUGAUAAGGAGGAGCACAAUACCGAUACCAAAGAACCCCCACCGGAAGUAAAGGAAAACUGGAUGGAGAGCUUUGCGCCGGCAACCAGCGAGGAGUUAGCCGUUCAUCCCAAAAAGAUUGGAGAACUCCGGGAUUGGCUGCGACACUGCGAAGCUGUUCGUAAGAAGUUUCCGGCCCAAAUGUGCCUGCUUACGGGACCCACAGGCGCCGGCAAAACUGCGACGUUGCGCGUUCUGGCCAAGGAGUUUGGUUACCAGGUGCAGGAAUGGAUAAAUCCCAUCGACUGUGAGGUAGUCAAUGCCUUGGGGGAUCAAGCCAACGGCAAUUCCUAUGUGGGUUCACACUUGGAGGCUUUCAAGAGCUACUUGCUGCGUGCCUCGCGAUAUAAAUCUCUGCUGGAUUCGCAGAAUAAAAGACUGUUGCUUGUGGAGGACUUUCCCAAUGUGUUGCUCAACGAUACUCAGGAUGUCAACUUUGAGGAGUUGUUGGAUGAAUACUCCUCGUAUGGCAAAUCCCCAUUGGUUUUCAUUGUGGCCGAUGCCAAGUCUCGUGGCCUAAACAUCAGCUACCGUCUAUUUCCAGACCAGCUGAAGGCAAAACAUCGCAUCGAACACAUUAGCUUUAAUGCCAUUGCAUCCACAAUUAUGCAAAAGUCAAUGAAAGCCUUUUGUUCCGUGUUGCAGCAACCCCAGAACAGAGCCUUGUACAAAUUACCCUCGUCCACUAUUGUCGACUCAAUAGUUGUUGGCGCCCAGGGUGAUAUAAGGAAUGCGCUAAUCAAUCUGCAUCUCAGCUCCUUGAAGGGAGUUGCCAAUAUGCCUACCAAGAAACUCAAUGUCAGCGUGGCCAGCAAGGGUCGCAAAAAGAAAACAACUCAGAGUACUCUAAAAUCGAUUGGAAGGGAUGAAUCCAUUACGUUGAUGCAUGCUCUGGGUCGCGUCCUCAAUCCCAAGUUUAAUGAUGACAAAAUGCUGCUACACAGUCCCGAGGAAUUGACCGAAGCCUUCAGCACAGAGCCCAGGAACUUUGUGAACUUUGUGCAUGCCAAUUAUCUCCCACAUUUCAAAGACAUUGAGGAAGUUGUGACUGCCAUAGAUGACUUGGGCCUAGCCGAUUCGAUGCUUAACGAAUAUCGUGAAGGUGCUGUGAGCGUCAUGGGUUUAAAUAUUGCCAUCCGUGGUGUAAUGCUUGCCAACAGUGCCCCAGUCAGCGGUUGGAUGCCAGUUAAGGGGCCAAAGCGUAUAAACAUCAAAUCGCUGGCCACUUUGGCUGAACAGAAACUGGUCGGUGUAGGAUAUGCGGGCAUUUCCAGGACACUCUAUGCCACCGAAUAUAGUUCCCUUGUAAAGCGCAUAGCCGACAAGCUCUCAGAGGUCAAUUCAGGCCAAAGUAUAGAAUAGUAUUUAAAAAUGUGCUGAAAGUGUUGUUAAGUAAUCCCUUACCAUUUAAUAAUAAUACCUAGUAUUCACGAUUCAACAUUUUAUUAA
This is a messenger RNA of Drosophila serrata, 1724 nucleotides long. It is a transcript of the gene Rad17, whose product is annotated as Rad17 checkpoint clamp loader component. NCBI's taxonomy places the organism in Eukaryota, Metazoa, Arthropoda, Insecta, Diptera, Drosophilidae. The record is from RefSeq and is a predicted model, not a curated record. Gene Ontology annotation, biological process: DNA repair; DNA damage checkpoint signaling; mitotic DNA replication checkpoint signaling. Gene Ontology annotation, molecular function: chromatin binding; DNA clamp loader activity.